This is a messenger RNA of Gasterosteus aculeatus aculeatus (three-spined stickleback), 782 nucleotides long. RefSeq names its product nuclear protein 1b (gene nupr1b). The record is from RefSeq and is a predicted model, not a curated record. Gene Ontology annotation, cellular component: nucleus. Lineage: Eukaryota; Metazoa; Chordata; Actinopteri; Perciformes; Gasterosteidae. Gene Ontology annotation, biological process: regulation of transcription by RNA polymerase II; negative regulation of cell population proliferation; negative regulation of cell cycle.
GGAGGAGCUCAGUGUCUCUGUUAUAAAAACACACCGAGCUCCUCCUGAUCAGAUCCUCGUCUCCUCUGAACAUUCUCUAAACAUCUGUCACUGUUGCACAUCUGGGGAAUCGAACAUGAGUCACGUGGACGUGAAGAACCUGAAGCCCUCGAGCUUCGAAGAAGAGAACUACGACCAAUACGAGUAUUACAACCUCAGCGACAAGUACGCAGAAUCCUCGGCCCGUAAGGGAAGGACCAAGAAGGAGGCGAGUGACAACACCAACCGUCCCUCCCCCUCCGGCCACGAGCGCAAGCUGGUGGAGAAGCUCCAGAACCUGGAGGAGAAGAAGAAGAAGAAGAAGGAGUGAGCAGGGCGACCCGGACGGCUCAUCGGACCCCGACCACGGCGACACAUUGAGACCCACAGACAGCGGGGGCGUGCUGAGGCCCCGACGGGCCGAGGCUUGACCCCCGACCCCACCGGCCCCCUCCAGGAGGAGCUCACCGGAUCCUCCCCGGUGGCCAGGCCGUGGCUCCUCCCCCUGCCAGGGGGCGGAGAGCGCCGGUUUGCUGCUCAGACCGCGGAGGUGCACGUGCUCACGUAGGAGGUGCUCUCAGUAUCAUGAGGUCUAUGCGACAUGUUUUCAUUGCACUGAAAACAAAGAAGCUUUUACCAAUAAAAGUAUUCUUGAAUAACACCGUACUUCUUUUCCCUCUUAGUAGUUCAAUACUAUGAUGAAAUGUUUUAUUUGAAUACUUGUAAGUAAGCAGGAGUAUCAGAAAUAAAGUCUGUAAAGCCUU